GCCGACCCAGGGCCUCUUACUUCCAUUCACCACGCUCUCGAGUACUUUCUGAGUACAAACCUGAUUGGGGACGAGGAUGUCAAAACCCUGCAAGCAGGCCAGCGAUAAGACGUGUUUCGUUACCUCAUGUAUGUCAAACACCUCCCUGAACAACAGAAGUCUCAAAGAUGGCGGAGAAACACCAAUUCUCAAAAUUUGUUGAACGCAAUGGGUGUAUCACACGAGCUGUCAAUCAGUGGCGAUUACAGCACAAGAACAAACACCUUGAUGCGUAAUGAAGACCCAUUGUAGUAUAGAAGGUACGAGCGUGAGCAAAGUAGAAGGUGGAUUGAAACGAAAUGCAAUCGCCAUGUUUGAAGUAGAUCCACGUUCGAUUACUGUUAUUCUUGUCUUAGCUGCUCUAUUCAUCUCAAGGCGUGCAAUACGAAAAGCAGCAACCAACAGUGGGAAGCCACUCCCUCCUGGUCCUCCACCGCUGCCUAUUGUGGGGAAUGCACUUGCAAUUGACGCUGCUGCGCCAUGGAAGGCUUACAUGGAAUGGGGUAAAACCUAUGGCGAUCUUAUAUAUACCCGUCUUCUCAGUCAGGAUGUCGUGGUUAUAAAUUCAGAGAAGGUCGCAAGAGAUCUUCUAGAUAAGCGUUCAUAUAACUAUUCAGAUAGGCCUCUCCUUGUUACAACGGAACUCUUUGGUUGGAUGUUCAACGUGGCGUUGUUACGCUAUGGCAAUGGAUGGAGACAGCAUAGACGGUUGAUGCAUGAUAAGCUACGGUCAACUGCAGCACUUACCUAUCGUCCUCUGCAAAUGCGCAAGGCACAUCAGCUUCUGGUUGAUUUGUACGAAGCUCCUAAUGAUUUUGUGCUUCACUUGCAGACAAUGGCGGCCUCCACUAUCAUGUCAAUCACUUAUGGGUAUGAAACUCAGCGUCGUGACGAUCCGCUCGUUGCUCUCGUUGGGAAUGCUCUUGUGCAAGGUCUCAAGGUUAUGACGCCUGAAGCGGCAGCUAUCCUUGGUACCUGGCCUUUCCUUUUAUAUCUUCCCUCUUGGUUUCCUGGAGCAGGGUUCAAAAAACAGGCACAGGAGUCUUGUAUUAUGGUGAAUGAGAUGAUAGAGAAACCAUUUGAGUAUACAGCAUCGCGCAUGGCUUCAAACGAUGCUACAGCGUGCAUGGUUUCCGAUCUACUCGGCCAAAUCAAGGGUAAAGAUAACUAUGAUGGACUUGAAAGAGUGGUUAAAAAUGUCGCGUCUACUUCAUUUGCGGGGGGGUCAGAGACUACAACCUCCACGUUCGUCAACUUUGUCCUUGCAAUGGUCCUUUAUCCGGAUGUCCAAGAGCGGGCGCAAGCAGAGAUCGACUCGGUCAUGGAUGGGAACAGGUUGCCUAACUUCGACGACCGAGAUUCCUUGCCGUAUGUAGAAGCUAUACUUCGUGAGUCGUUCAGAUGGCACCCUGUGUUUCCACUGGGUGUCGCUCACGCAGCAGUGAGCGAUGAUAUUUAUGAAGGCUAUCACAUCCCGAAAGGAGCCACAGUCAUUGCAAAUGUCUGGUUCGUCUUACUAACACAUUCUCUCGCUUUAUAUGUUGAUCAGCCAGCGCUGUACAGGGCAAUGACACGGAACGAAGCCAAGUAUCCCAAUCCCUCGCAAUUUAAACCUGAGAGGUUCUUCACCAGCGAUGGCAAGCUUAACGAUGACAAGGUCCUUUAUACAUUUGGAUUCGGCAGGCGCAUUUGUGUCGGUCACCACGUAGCUGAUGCAACGGUGUGGGCCGCUAUAGCCUCUUUGUUGGCUGUUUUCAAAUUUACCAAGGCUUUGGAUGGACAAGGCAAAGAGAUUGACAUCGAACCACGAUGGACAGCUGGGAUAGCAGUUCGUCCACUUCCGUUUGUUUGUAAUAUCCAGCCACGCUCGCCAGCUCUUACCCUGCAGAAGUUGCAUCAGAUGAUCGACCAGUUUGCUUGAUGAAUGUCUAGUGUUUCCAAAUAUUGUUUGAGCUGAAAGUAGUUCCCUUAGCACAGAGUCAUGUAUUUUUUCAUAUAACAAUAACGACAUUGUAUCUCUUGA
Messenger RNA from Serpula lacrymans var. lacrymans S7.9, 2062 nucleotides. RefSeq lists its product as uncharacterized. Gene Ontology annotation, molecular function: monooxygenase activity; heme binding; oxidoreductase activity, acting on paired donors, with incorporation or reduction of molecular oxygen. NCBI's taxonomy places the organism in Eukaryota, Fungi, Basidiomycota, Agaricomycetes, Boletales, Serpulaceae. The record is from RefSeq and is a predicted model, not a curated record. The transcript has 13 exons. Bases 275 to 1960 code for a protein of 561 amino acids.